ACGGAAAUAGUAGGAAAUGGAGGGAAGAACUAAGAAUAUGUCAAAAGAAAGGAUUGGUUAAUACAACCGUCGUGUUGUUCGAAUCCUGGCCAGAAGCUCUUUUGACUUCUCCCAUUGCUAAUUUCUUAUUAAAGAUUCUUACUUCACCGCAAAAACUGAAAUCCACACUGUUUCCUCGUCGGCGGCGUCAUGGGUACUGUCAUCGACUCCCAUUUCUUGGCCCUCACUGCCAUUGUCACUAUUGGGUAUCAACUGGCUUUCUUUAUAAUCACAGCUCUUCUCAAGUUUGACAAAGUCACUGAUUUCGCUGGUAGCACAAAUUUUGUGAUACUUGCUGUUUUGACUCUAGUUCUUAAAGGAAGUUGGCAUUUUAGACAGGUAAUUCUGUCUGUGCUUGUAGUGGCAUGGGGUCUUCGCCUUGGUUUUUUCUUGUUAAUGAGGAUUUUGCAAUGGGGAGAGGACCGGCGUUUUGAUGAAAUGCGUAGUAAUUUGGGAAAAUUGGCAGUUUUCUGGAUAUUUCAGGCUGUCUGGGUCUGGACCGUAAGCUUACCUGUCACAGUGGUCAAUGCAAGCAAUCACAACCCAUCUCUCCGAGCUGCAGAUGUAAUUGGGUGGAUUAUUUGGUUAGUGGGUUUUCUAAUCGAAGCUACAGCUGAUCAACAAAAAUUGACAUUUAAAAACUCUCCAGAAAAUAGGGGGAAGUGGUGCAAUGUUGGACUUUGGAAGGUCUCACGUCAUCCUAAUUACUUUGGUGAGGUCUUUCUUUGGUGGGGAAUCUUCGUUGCUUCCACACCCGUUCUGGAUGGUGCUGAGUGGCUUGUGAUACUUGGUCCAAUAUUCCUCACAUUACUGCUUCUUUUUGUCAGUGGGAUCCCACUACUUGAGGAAUCAGCUGAUAAGAAAUUUGGGAAUGUGACUGAAUACGUACAUUAUAAAAGAAAGACUAGCCCCCUAAUCCCACUGCCUACCGCAAUAUAUGGAAACCUGCCCUCCUGGUUCAAGAAAUUUUUUCUAUUUGAAUUACCUCUUUACAGCCGGAAUCUUCCUGGGGGAGACCUAAACUGCUCUGCUAUAUAUCUGAAAGAAAGCCAACAUCUGUACGCUUCAUUUAUGACUGGUAGUUACUUAAAGCAUGUAAAAAAAAUUAAUAAUCUUUGACCAAUGCUAGUCUGAUACCUUACUCGAUAAUACUGAGCCAUCAUUUGAAAUUAUGUAGAAUCUAUAAAUGAAUAGCAGUGCACAAUUAUUCUUCUUUGUUUUCCUUUUCUUCAAGUCAUAUUUUCAGUUCAGGGAUUUUCAUCAAGUAUGACAAAAUCAUCAAGAUGAUCUCUGUUGAAAUGGCAUAAGUUAAUUCUAUCUAUUGCCUGAAGUUUCUUACAAUUUGUGCAAGGUGUAGAACAAGCAAGGGAGAAAGCAGUGAUAGAUUGAAGAUGGGUUAGGAUUUGGACUUGUUAGAAUUCUUGUUCAUUAGUUUGAAAUUUGAAUAGAGCUUUACGGCACUGCUAGAAGCAUUCAUCACCAUUCUUGCCACUCUUCCUCUUAUGAUGUAUCCCAUUGAUUACAAAACCGACAUUAAUACUUGUUUUGAUUUACUGUAGUAUUUUUAAGUUUUGAUUAUUGAUAUAAAUUUUAGUUCAA
Cucumis melo (muskmelon) is the source of this 1638-nucleotide messenger RNA. RefSeq lists its product as uncharacterized. Gene Ontology annotation, cellular component: membrane. The record is from RefSeq and is a predicted model, not a curated record. Gene Ontology annotation, biological process: lipid metabolic process. The transcript is spliced from 10 exons. The coding region runs from base 190 to 1158 and encodes 322 amino acids. Gene Ontology annotation, molecular function: oxidoreductase activity, acting on the CH-CH group of donors. NCBI's taxonomy places the organism in Eukaryota, Viridiplantae, Streptophyta, Magnoliopsida, Cucurbitales, Cucurbitaceae.